Molecule: messenger RNA, 2151 nt
Organism: Lucilia sericata (common green bottle fly)
Lineage: Eukaryota; Metazoa; Arthropoda; Insecta; Diptera; Calliphoridae
Product: protein goliath-like
Source: RefSeq, a predicted model, not a curated record
CAGACUACGAGCGACAUUGCACGAGAAAAGUUAAGGCAGUUAAAUAAAAAUACAAAUUUUUGGCUGAAAUAUUUUUAAAUAAAAACAAGUCUUAAGAAAAAGAUAAAAAUUACAAUAAUACAAUAAAUAAUUAAAUAAAUGGUGUUUUAAAAAGAUUCAAUAAGUUCAAAUUAAAAAAAGUGCCAAUGAAAUAGAAAAAAAGUGGAGAAAAGCAGAAGAACCGGCAGUUUUUUUAUAAUAAUUCAAAAAAGCAAAAAAAUAUAUAUAAAAAUAUAUAAUUAAUACAAUACUAUGGACUCACGCGAACUAUUACUUUUUCUGGCCUGCAUGGGCCUGCUAGGUGGUUUACGUUUUACCUCUACCACCACCACUACCUCUUUAGUGGCUGCCAUGUCUAUAGCGAAUCAAGACUUAGAGCGUUAUUUUCACUCAGCCAAUAGAACACAAACUUUAGCCUCAGAGGAGCGCAUAGCCAUGGAUGUCUAUACAUAUGCCUUCAAUUACUCCUACAUGGAAAACCAACAACUGCGUGUGGUCAACUAUCAAGAGGAAAAGGCCCGUUAUGGUGAGGGUAUAUUAACCGUACAAGGCAAGCUAAUACACAUUAGCACACCCGAAGAUCCUAAAGAUGAUUCGGCCUGUUCGUCGAAUUUGUUGGGUACCAAUGGUACACCCAUACCACCAUAUGUCUCCUGGAUAGCCCUGGUGCGCCGAGGACGCUGUACUUUUGAGGAAAAAGUCAAAAAUGUUUUUCUUAGUGGUGCAGCGGGUGUUAUCAUCUAUAAUGAUAAGCCCGUUAUGAAUUUGGAAAAGAUGCAGAUUAAGGGUAAAACACGUAAUAUAACAGCUGUGAUAACUUAUCAAGACAUUGGUCUAGAAAUGGCAAUGCGUCUUGAUCAAGGGUUUGAUGUUUCGGCCCAUAUAAUAGAGGGACGUAGUGGUAUGCGGCCUAUAAAUAGUUUGAAUAGAACAUCUGUACUAUUUGUAGCCAUCUCGUUUAUAAUUUUAAUGGUAAUCUCUUUGGUAUGGCUGAUAUUCUAUUAUAUACAAAAGUUUAGAUACAUGCAGUCAAAGGAUCAACAAUCGCGUCAUCUUUGCUCUGUAACCAAAAAAGCCAUCAUGAAAAUACCCACAAAAACAGGCAAAAGUACAGAUGAAAAAGAUGCCGAAUCAGAUUGUUGUGCCAUUUGCAUAGAAACCUAUAAGGCCUCAGAUCUCAUAAGAGUGCUGCCCUGCAAGCAUGAAUUCCACAAAAACUGCAUAGAUCCCUGGUUAAUAGAGCAUCGCACCUGUCCCAUGUGCAAAUUGGAUGUUUUAAAAUUCUAUGGUUAUGUGGUGGGUGAUGAAAUCCAUACAACACCCUCACCCCGACAUAUGCCCGCUAAUAAUACAGCGCCUUUAGAUGAUACAGAUGUGCCUGUAGUAGUUGUAGGUGUAGUGCCCACAUCCCAUACCAACUCAUUAUUAUCAUCAACAUCAGUAGCUGCAGUCAAUAGCAGUAGUACUAGUAGUAGUAGCAAUAAUACUCCCAGUAGAUUUAGUGCCACCCAAGCUAGUGUAGAGACACAAACGAUUACAACUAUAGAGCCACACAGCAGUAGGGAAGAUAUUAUUGAAACACAUAUGCAAAAUUAUCAUAGACCACCAGCACCUGCAGCAGCAGUAGAUGCUGUAGAUAGUAGUUAUAAUUAUAAUAGUAGUAAUAGUAAUAAUUUAACAAAUAGUGAUAUUAAUCAAGCCUGGAGCACGGGUUUUAUACUGCAGCAGCAGCAGCAACAAGGUCAAGUUAAUACUGGCAGUCAUUUGGUGACUGAUGUCUAAAAUAUGUAGCAGUUGUUUAGGGUACCAGUGCAAGUAACUAGAGCUGCCAAUAGCAAAAUUUUAAACAAAUGAAGAAUUUAGUAGAAGAAAUUUUUUGGAUUUUUUUUAAUUUGUAGAUUUUGUUUAAGUGCUAAGAGAAAUGCUUUGCUGUGUUAUGUAGGUACUUGAGCUACUGAGAGAACUAUAAACUAGACUAUUGACUAGGCUACAGUCUAGACUAUUGGUUAAACUAUAGCAUAGACUAUCGAUCGGACCAUAUUCUAGACUACUGAUUCGACUGUAGUCUGGAUUACUACACUAUUCUAAGUUCUAAGUUAAGUUCUAGUUCAG